ACAAAUUUGCAUGACAAACUCAAAAACAACACUACUUAAAAAACCAGAGGCGGCUUGGGCAUUGUAUAGCUUACAUCUGUUACCAAUUACACAUCUUCUUUAUACCAACUCAUCACCCCAAAACCCACACAACUAAAAACCCCCUAAAACACAACAAAUCUAAAAUCUCUCCCGAUCUCUCCCAAUCUCUCCGGGUUAUAUAGCAGAGAAAGCUGGGAGAGAGAUAAGGAAAAUGAUGUGGGGGUGCAAAUCAAGGCUAUCGCCACCACUAAAGCUGUUGUUUUAUAUGGUGCCUUUGAUUUUGGUGUUUGGGUUUUUUGUUUUGAUUGGUUUAAAUGGUUCGAAUAAUUAUUGGGCACCUUCAUCUUUACUUGCAUCUUCGUCGUUUGGGAAUCAAGAUAAAAGUGGAGAUUUUAUUGGGCAAAGAGUAGCCGGCGGCAGUGAUGAUAAACAAGAAGCUCUCUCUGAUGAUUAUAAUCUUCAGCGUUCUGCUUCUCCUCCACUUUCUGUUGAGGCAGCUGCCGUUCCUUCUCAAUCUCCUUCAGCUGCGGAGGAGAAUGAAAUAUUAGACGAUACCAUGUCCAGUAACUUUCCACAGUCAAGGUUGAACGAUUCUCCUGCUGUUACACCGAAUAGAAUACAACACACUUACAGCAGUUUGGACCGACUAGAAGCAAGUCUUGUGCGAGCCAGAGCUGCAAUUGGGAAAGCCAAAUCUGACAAUCAGACAAAUGACCCUGAUUAUGUCCCAACAGGGCCAAUGUACUGGAAUGCAGCUGCUUUUCACAGGAGUUAUCUGGAAAUGGAAAAGCUUUUCAAGGUAUAUGUGUAUGAAGAAGGAGAACCUCCAGUGUUCCAUAAUGGCCCCUGCAAGAGCAUAUAUUCAACGGAAGGAAAUUUCAUCUAUCAAAUGGAGAAUAGCCAAUUUCGUACGAGAGAUCCUGACAAAGCCCAUGCUUAUUUUCUUCCAAUGAGUAUUACUGCAAUGGUUCACUAUAUAUAUGUUCGCGACUCCCAUGACUCGCAGCCAAUGAAGCAAACAGUUAAAGAUUAUGUAGGUGUUUUAGCUGGAAAAUAUCCUUACUGGAAUCGGAGUACUGGAGCUGAUCAUUUCAUGGUUGCUUGUCAUGAUUGGGGGCCUUCAAUCUCAGGUGCUGUUCCUGAGCUAUUUGGAAACUCCAUACGUGGUCUAUGUAAUGCAAAUACUUCAGAAGGUUUUAGGCCCUCCAAAGAUGUUUCUAUACCUGAAAUCCUUCUCCCAUCAGGUACAAUUGAUGGCUUAAUCGGUGGUCCAUCUGCAUCACAGCGGACAAUACUGGCAUUCUUUGCGGGUGGGGUUCAUGGACCUAUCAGGCCAAUACUUCUAGAGCACUGGGAAGGCAAAGACACAGACAUUCAAGUUCAUAAAUACCUUCCGAAGGGGGUCUCAUACUAUGGAAUGCUAAAGAAAAGCAAGUACUGCAUUUGUCCGAGUGGUUAUGAGGUGGCUAGCCCUAGGAUGGUCGAAGCACUUUACACAGGGUGUGUGCCGGUAAUCGUCAAGGAUCACUAUGUGGCACCUUUUAGUGAUGUCCUCAAUUGGAAUUCAUUUUCAGUUGAAGUACCCGUGAAUGAAAUUCCGAACCUGAAGAAGAUUCUGAUGGGAAUAUCAACAAGACAGUAUAUAAGAUUGCAGAGGAGAGGUAAACAAGUAAGGCGGCAUUUUGAGGUCAGUUGGCCUCCUAAGCGGUAUGAUGUCUUCCAUAUGAUUCUGCACUCGGUAUGGCUUAGAAGGCUUAAUGUAAGGGUUCAUGCUUCUGCAGAUUUAUAAUAGUUAGAUGACCGACUCAAGCGUACAAUUUUGGAUCAUAGUUACCUAAUCAAAGAAGCUAUGUAGAACAACUUUAUGUACAUUAUGCAAGUUAUGAGAGUCAAUUUUGCAAGUUUGUCCAGAGCAAUAAAGUUGUGGUUUAAUGUCUUAU
Daucus carota subsp. sativus is the source of this 1961-nucleotide messenger RNA. Its product is annotated as probable glycosyltransferase At5g03795. Bases 233 to 1810 code for a protein of 525 amino acids. The transcript is spliced from 4 exons. The record is from RefSeq and is a predicted model, not a curated record. Lineage: Eukaryota; Viridiplantae; Streptophyta; Magnoliopsida; Apiales; Apiaceae. Gene Ontology annotation, molecular function: glycosyltransferase activity.